Molecule: messenger RNA, 2223 nt
Organism: Zingiber officinale
Lineage: Eukaryota; Viridiplantae; Streptophyta; Magnoliopsida; Zingiberales; Zingiberaceae
Exons: 8
Coding region: 1-2223 (740 amino acids)
Source: RefSeq, a predicted model, not a curated record
AUGGAUGACUUCCCUUCGCACGCUCAUGAGCCUGCCUGCUCUGCAGCUGUGGCCAAGCUGAGCGGUGUUGUUGUUCACUUGUCUGUAUUGAUGCUAGAAGGCAUUCUGUACGCUUUUGGUUUUAGUCCUGUCUCCACAGAAAUCGGAGCUCCUUUUGUGGCUGCCAUCCUCCGUUCUUUUGCCAGUCAGGAGACACCCUCGGUAGCCGUUCUGCAAGCUCUGAAUGAGGAGCUAACACAAGGCCUAUCUUCCGACCCCGCUGCUUCCGCCGGUCCACAGCCUUUGGGACCCCGAACCUCAGAGACGAUAGCCGCCUCGGCGCUUAUUGAGCCACCUGCCCCCAGCCCUGCAGACUCAGCCCUACCCUGCAUCUCUGAUCAACAUGCUUUCGAGGCUUCCUGGAGACUUCCUUCAGAGAUCGACCCGGCUUACCCGCCCGCUGCCGACCUAUCUUCUAUCUUCGGUAGGGUCGACUUCUAUAGGGACUUGGCCACCACCUGGCAAUCAGCCAACCGCCAAUUCUGGGAGAGAAGUUCCCCUUUGGAGGGGUUUAAUCAAAUUGCUCGUUCCUUGGUAACGCGAGCGACCGAGCUUCAGCGAGAGAACGCGGUGCUCAAGGCACGUCUUCAGGAGCUAGAGCCCCCUGUAACUUCCUCAGCUCCUCCUGAGCCUUCUCUUGGAAGCUUGGAUGCUUAUCUGCGUGCCCUCGGGGAAUCUGCGGCUUCUGCUCGAUCCAUUUCCCAUGCCGCCUUCGAUAAACUUCAGAAGUUGGAGGCGGCUUUAAAGACAAGUGAGUCUUCCUUGGCUUCUGAAGAGGAUCGCCAUCAAGCGGCAGUUUCUGAGCUGAAAGACAAAGAGGCAGAGCUGCUCUCCCAAUCGGCGGAUGUGAGUUUGCUACGGCAAAGUCGGGAGCUCCUGCAAAUGGGGUUGGCCGAUGCCCAGGCCCUGGCUAGUGCUGCCGCUAGCCGGGAGGCCCAAGAAGCAGUGUCUCAGGGCCAGAGCGAUUUAUCCGUGGCCCGCGCCGAGGUUGCCGAGAACAAGAACAGCUUGGAAGCGUACCGAGCUGGCGAAUCAGAGCGGCUGAAGGCGUACAGACUGGCCUAUGUCCGCUCUACCUUCUUCCUCCAAAAACUGGGACGCUGGAUGGUCUUGUUGAUGUGUCAUGGGGCCGCUGGUGGGGUCAGACAGGCCUUCGAGCAAGCCUCCCCCAACCCUUACAGGGGAAGACCAGCUGCAUUCCGCUCUACCCCCAUUCCUGCUGAGGAAGACAGCCCAGGCGAUCGCCAUGACCCCGUGCCUACUGAGCCCGUUCCCGAGCCAUCUCCUGCUCCUCCUGGUGCUGACACCGGCCCUUCUCAACCUUCCUCCUCCGCCCGCCAUCAUUACAGGACCACUAUCUCCUCUGAAGCUGCUCUAGCUCGGCGACAUGACGUCCCCACGAGCCUUCUGAUAAUGAAAGGCUGUCUUGGCAGCUUGUGGGCAGAGAGCAUGAGUCAAAUGUAUAGCGCGUCGCCAUUAUCCCAAAUGGAUAGGUUCUCGAAGUCUUGGGUUAAAACUCAUGCAGAAUCUUUGGUGUUGAACCAAUCCUUCCACGCCCUCCAUCACGAAAGCAAAGAACUUCGAGAGAGAGUCUCUGAAUUAGAGCUGCAGCUGAAUGACCCCGCCCAAGCUAGUUAUGCAUUGCGGGCAGAAAUUCAAGCCCUGACCAAUCAGACCAACCGGCAGAAAAGUUCCCUGGUGCAGGUCAAAGAUGAACUCCGGGCUAUGAGGGAGGAAAGAACUGCCUCAGAGGCGGGGUAUCAGCAACAACUAGCCCAUCAGGCUCAGGAAAUACAGUCCAAGGAUACCCUUCUGCAGGAGAAGAACAAGAAAUUGGAGGCUCAGGCGGCUCAACUGGAAACCCAAGCAGCUGAACUGGGGGCUCUGAAGGCGGAACUAUCCCAGUCCCGAGCAGCUUUGACGGGAGUAUCCACUGCCUUGGCCGUCUAUCAAGAAGGAGAGGAGGAUCGUUGCCUGCAAAGUCGAAUAUCUUAUCUGACCUCUCCCGAAUUUUUAUCCCAGACUGGGGCACGCUUCUCUGCGACCAUACCAUACACGGCGGCUGGGGUUAUCCGACAGCUCCACGCACGAAGCUUCUUGAACUCCAUUCCUCCCGCAGACUUUUUGGAUCCAGAGAAAAUCAUCCAAGGCUUCCCGGAUGAGAUUUUUGCUCCUUUUAAAUGA